GAAGUGCGCAGGAUCGACGUCGCAGUCUAUGCUUCGCCUGUGACAUACUUGGCAGUAAUUAGAGUGCAGAGUUAGAUCGCUGUGAGGAGUGGUAGCUUCGGUGUGUAACUGUGAGUACUUUGUAUAUGUUUGACACUUACAAAUGCUACCCUUCUCGUGCGUUAACGUGAGUGGUAAAGUGCAAUAGUGAGCGAAACUUUUAAACGGAAAUAUCUGUUACACAACUCCUCCAAUCUGUGAAGUAAAAAUGAGUGAAAAUUUUGGCGGGAUAUUAUUAUCAAGUAAAGCUGAUCCGUCUGUAGUCACUGACAUUCCAGUAACCGAUCCGGGUACUAAUAUUCAUGUGGAAGGAUCAGAGUCGUUCGGAGGACAAAGGACAAAACUGGACGCAAAAUCAUCAGGUGCGCUGAAAAAGUCUAGUCGCUACCGUAGUCGUUCCUUGUCAGCGUCUUCGACGGACUCUUACAGUUCUGCUUCUUAUACAGGUAGCAGUUCAGAAGAUGAUCCUGUUUCUCCAAGAGAAAAGGUGCAGAAGAAUUCGUCAGGGGCUACAGAUUUUUGUGUGAGAAAUAUUAAACAGCAUGCUUUUGGUAGAAGAGAAAUAGAAAUUGCUGAGCAGGAGAUGCCAGGUAUUAUGGCACUGCGCAAACGGGCUAGUGACGAUAAACCCUUGAAGUCGGCAAAAAUUGUUGGUUGUACCCAUAUUAACGCACAAACUGCCGUUCUAAUUGAAACGCUAGCAGAGCUAGGUGCCCAAGUUCGAUGGGCAGCAUGCAAUAUUUAUUCAACUCAAAAUGAAGUUGCUGCUGCAUUAGCAGAAGCAGGUUUCCCAAUUUUCGCUUGGCGCGGAGAAUCGGAAGAAGAUUUUUGGUGGUGCAUAGACAAAUGCGUUAAUGCUGAGAAUUGGCAACCAAAUAUGAUCCUUGAUGAUGGAGGAGACGCCACCCACUUAAUGCUAAAGAAAUAUCCUUCCCUCUUCAAAAGCAUAAAAGGUAUUGUGGAAGAAAGUGUCACAGGAGUGCACCGCCUGUAUCAGCUGUCAAAAGCAGGAAAGUUAUCAGUGCCUGCGAUGAAUGUUAACGACUCCGUGACAAAAACGAAGUUUGACAAUUUAUAUAGUUGUAGAGAAUCUAUAAUUGACAGUCUGAAACGAUCAACAGAUAUUAUGUUCGGAGGAAAACAGGUUGUCUUAUGUGGUUAUGGUGAGGUUGGUAAAGGUUGUAGUCAAGCUCUGAAGGGCUUAGGAUGCAUUGUUUAUAUAACAGAAAUUGAUCCUAUUUGUGCUCUGCAAGCUUGCAUGGAUGGGUUUCGCGUAGUCAAAUUAAACGAGGUUAUACGCACUGUCGAUAUAGUGAUAACUGCCACAGGCAAUAAAAAUGUUGUAACGCGCGAGUAUAUGGACAAAAUGAAAAACGGUUGCAUUGUGUGUAACAUGGGACAUUCAAACACGGAAAUUGAUGUGAAUAGUCUGCGUACUCCUGAUCUGACUUGGGAGAAGGUUAGUUCCCAAGUAGACCAUGUUAUAUGGCCAGAUGGAAAAAGGAUUGUUCUCCUUGCAGAAGGACGCCUUGUCAAUCUCAGCUGCUCAAGUCUUCCGUCUUUUGUUGUGUCUAUCACCUCAGCAACGCAAGCUCUUGCACUUAUUGAGUUGUUUAAUGCACCUCAUGGUCGUUAUAAGUCUGAUGUGUACCUCUUGCCAAAGAAGAUGGAUGAGUAUGUAGCAAGUUUACAUCUCCCUACAUUUGAUGCUCAUCUAACAGAACUUUCUGAUGAACAGGCCAAAUACAUGGGCCUUAACAAGGCAGGGCCGUUCAAGCCGAACUAUUAUCGCUACUGAGUUAAAGAUAUUUAGAAAAGAUUUUCCUGUUUUUCACCACAGGUCACAUGUUAUUCAUGGUCCAUUCUGAUGUAUGCCAUACUUGGAGCAAAAUUUCUUCAGCCUCACAAUGUUUACAUUAAGUCAUUACACGUACCAUAUUUCCAAGGUGUUCAUGGAACUUUUUUUAUAUUUCAUGUGUUAACUGGUACUUUCUGUAAGAAAGAUCUAUGUGGAUGUAUUUUCGUUGAGACUGAAGAAAUUUUCAAGCUGACCUUCUUUCUACCAUGAAUGUUCUCCACCCCUCUCUUUUUCUCUUGCUUUCUUUUUUCGCAUCAGGAAUGAUAUAAUGUUUGCAAAUGUUGGCUGCUACUGAAGUAAUUAUUUUAAUGUUUUGACUCUGUUUAAUAGACAUCAGUAUUGUGUUAAGCAUUCAUUAUUAGACUGAGGAUAAAAACUAAAAUAUCUGGUAGCAAGUGAAAUGAAAUUGCCCCCAACUUUGUUACAUACUUGACUGUAAGUUAUAUUGUUAUUGAUUCUCACUGUAUGUACCUGGACUCAAUCAUAGUCCAUCAUUCAUCAUUGCAAAUUUAGGGAUUACAGUAACCAAAGCAAUUUAGUCGUUCAUUUGUGAUACUAGCUGGAAGUGUUUCAUAAGCUAAGCUGCUUGAAACCAAAUUGAACGAAGAAAUUGGCUAGGAGUUACGUAGUAGCUCCCUUUGCAUUUUUCAUUGUUUAAAUAUAUAU
Schistocerca americana (American grasshopper) is the source of this 2563-nucleotide messenger RNA. RefSeq names its product adenosylhomocysteinase-like 1 (gene AhcyL1). Bases 248 to 1837 code for a protein of 529 amino acids. Gene Ontology annotation, cellular component: cytosol. The record is from RefSeq and is a predicted model, not a curated record. Gene Ontology annotation, biological process: L-methionine cycle. NCBI's taxonomy places the organism in Eukaryota, Metazoa, Arthropoda, Insecta, Orthoptera, Acrididae. The transcript has a single exon.